AUGAAGCUUGCCACCUCGCUCGUGCUGGGCGCCGCCUCGUCGGCGCUCGCCCUCGACAGCCAGGUUCGCCUGGGCGCUGGCGACGCUCCCGCCGUGGAGAAGAAGCCCCUCAACACCUGGGACGCGAUCCAGCAGGCCAUGACCAAGGCCGGCUCCGAGGCCAAGGCCAUCUGGGACGAGGUGUCGCUGCUCGCGCCCGAUGCCGUCGAGGCCUUCAAGGCGUCGGCGCUCGCUCACAAGCCUAAGCCCGCGAACCGCAGGCCCGACCGCGAGUGGGACCACGUUGUCAAGGGUGCUGACGUUGAGGCUCUCUGGACCUCGGGUGGCGAGAGGACCGUCGGUGGACAGCUCGGUACCUACAACCUCAGGGCGAGGAAGGUUGAUCCUUCGUCGCUCGGUGUUGAUAGCGUGAAGCAGUACAGCGGUUACCUCGAUGAUGAGGAAAAUGACAAGCAUCUAUUCUACUGGUUCUUCGAGUCUAGGAAUGACCCCGAGAAUGACCCCGUCGUUCUCUGGCUCAACGGCGGCCCCGGCUGCUCUCUGACCGGUCUCUUCCUCGAGCUCGGACCCUCGAGCAUCGACAAGAACAUCAAGGUCGUCAACAACCCCUUCUCGUGGAACAACAACGCCUCCGUCAUCUUCCUCGACCAGCCCGUCAACGCUGGAUACUCGUACAGCGGCUCGUCCGUCACAGACAGCGUCGCCGCCGGCAAGGAUGUCUAUGCGCUCCUCAGCCUCUUCUUCCACCAGUUCCCCCAAUAUGCCAGCCAGGACUUCCAUAUCGCUGGCGAGUCGUAUGCUGGACACUACAUCCCCGUCUUCGCCUCGGAGAUUCUCGAGCACAAGAACCGCAACAUCAACCUUAAGAGCGUGCUUAUCGGCAACGGUCUGACUGACGGCUACACCCAAUACGAGCACUAUCGCCCCAUGGCUUGCGGUGAGGGUGGUUACCCCGCCGUUCUUAGUGAGAGCGAAUGCCGCUCCAUGGACAACGCCCUGCCCAGGUGCCAGUCCAUGAUCAACAGCUGCUACAACUCGGGCAGUGCCUGGUCAUGCGUCCCUGCCAGCAUCUACUGCAACAACGCUCUCAUCGGCCCUUACCAGAGGACUGGCAAGAACGUCUACGACAUCCGCGGCGAGUGCGAGGACAACUCCAACCUUUGCUACAAGGGUCUCGGUUACGUCUCCGACUACCUCAACAGGCCCGACGUGAUGGAAGCCCUCGGUGCCGAGGUCUCGAGCUACGACAGCUGCAACUUUGAUGUCAACCGCGGCUUCCUCUUCGCGGGUGACUGGUUCCAGCCUUACCACCGUCUCGUGCCCGAUCUCCUCAAAGAGAUCCCCGUCUUGAUCUACGCCGGUGACGCCGACUACAUUUGCAACUGGCUCGGUAACCAGGCGUGGACUGAGGCGCUGGAGUGGUCCGGCAAGAAGGGCUUCAACGAUGCCAAGCUUGAGGACCUCCACGUUUUGGGCGCCGACGCCGAGACCAAGGGAGACUCGUACGGCAAGGUCAAGACGAGCGGCAACUUCACCUUUAUGCAGCUCUACCAGGCCGGUCACAUGGUGCCCAUGGACCAGCCCGAGGCCUCUCUCGACUUCUUCAACCGCUGGCUCGGCGGCGAGUGGAACGCUUAA
This is a messenger RNA of Parascedosporium putredinis, 1638 nucleotides long. The record is from the annotation of a GenBank genome assembly. Lineage: Eukaryota; Fungi; Ascomycota; Sordariomycetes; Microascales; Microascaceae.